This is a messenger RNA of Letharia columbiana, 1701 nucleotides long. RefSeq lists its product as uncharacterized. The record is from RefSeq and is a predicted model, not a curated record. The transcript has a single exon. NCBI's taxonomy places the organism in Eukaryota, Fungi, Ascomycota, Lecanoromycetes, Lecanorales, Parmeliaceae. Bases 1 to 1701 code for a protein of 566 amino acids.
AUGCCAAAGAAGAGAGCGCCGACCUAUGAUACUAAACCAAGUAGCCCUGCUCACCCUUCACUCUUGUCCUCCGGCAAGCCCAAAGAUGCGCGCUCGCUAGGGUCAAAUAAUAGCCCUUCAGGAAACUCUGUGAAUGAUCGUAUACAGCAACUCCGGAUCAGCCAAGGAAUCUCACCGUCACUGCUGGGAAGUCAAAUUUGUCGACCUUCCUCACAAGUCCUGAGUCCCGGGGCAGGACCAUCUCUACCGCCGUCGUUGAGAAGCAUUCUCCAGCUUCCAGAAGAUGCCCCAUCACCACGGCCUCGCCCUGGUCUACGAGUCACAGGGCGGGCACGAGGACCAGCCGGUCCGGCUCCACCGGUCAGUUGGCUGAAGAGAAGAGAGCAAGUAAGAGGACAAAAGCCAGGGAACGCACAAAUAUUGCUAGGUGGCACAAACGCAAAGACCGAACAGCUUCCCGGAUCCUUUCUCCCAAAUCAUGGCAGUCUUAUUCACACAUCUCUGAAGGCGCUGACCAUGAAUUGGGACUGGCAUGUGCAGUACGACCAGUAUUAUCUAGCUACUAUCCCAGUCCGGUAUAAAGAAGCUCUGCUCACUUACAUCGCUCGUUACAGCGAUAGUGGCACCGAUAAGGCAGGACUUGAGGUGCUGUUUCUGGACGAUACAGAGCUGGAGGACGCUACAGGCGUCCACGGCCUUGCACGCUUAGAUCUAUCCAAGUCCAUAGGUCACCCUCUGAAGCUGAAACAUCUAAAGGAUAUCCUUACGGCCAAGAAGACGAUAUCUACUGGAGAAGAGACCUCAGAUGGAGUACCAGAAAGCUGGGAUACGCCCGAUCCUCUGGCUGUACCGUCAGGUUUGCCCAGGUUCUAUUCCUUGACCCAUCUGUCUCUUUCCCGUCCAAACAACGCAGCGACAUGGAAAGGGUUGCUAGACCUGGCACCUCACUUGGCGACCAUCACACAUCUCUCGCUAGCCUACUGGCCGACUCCCAUGAUCUCACCGAACUCUGCCACUGCUUAUCGAGAGACUCCCCAAGGAGAUGUCAAUUUUGGUGCAAGCAGCUUCUACAGCAGUUUUGACAACGACUGGACCGAGGCCGCUUCGAUCCUGCGUCGUCUGAGUAAAUCGUCGUACUGCUUGAAGUGGCUGGAUCUGACCGGCUGCUUUCCCUGGGUGCAAGCACUGAAAUAUGACCAGAUAGACUGGUGUGGGGCAUGGCGAGCGCUUGAAACGGUUAAGAUCGGUCAGGGGUAUAUACCUGAAUGUUUUCAAGAUAAUGCGACAGCAAUGGCUUGGCGAGAUGUCUACCGGAACAGGGUGUCUCUUCCCAAUCACGAAAUGUCAAUCUUCACCGAUAGCUAUCAGAAAAGGCGGUUGGUCGAAUGGGUGGACGCGGAAGGCGUCACUAUAGGCGUGGAAGAAACAGUGAACAGAAAGAUAGGUGAAUCGAUGAGGAAAGCAACGACCGCUGGGGUCCACGAGCCUGAAGGGACAAGACCAGAGGGCGAAGGCUUCGAUGGUUGGGCGAAGAUCCCAUCAGUUGCAGUCUCGGCUGAGAGUCGUUCACAAAGAAUCAUCUUCGAGCGUGGAUGGGAUUCGUGGUGGAUCCGUGAUGCUAUUCGCCAGAUCAGAGAGAUGGAAGCAAGGGGUGACCACACUGUGGUCCGCGCAAUGCCAAACAUGACCGGCGUCACGUAG